This is a messenger RNA of Solenopsis invicta (red fire ant), 4228 nucleotides long. It is a transcript of the gene tam, whose product is annotated as DNA polymerase subunit gamma-1, mitochondrial. Gene Ontology annotation, biological process: mitochondrial DNA replication. The transcript has 2 exons. Gene Ontology annotation, cellular component: gamma DNA polymerase complex; mitochondrion. The record is from RefSeq and is a predicted model, not a curated record. The coding region runs from base 357 to 4157 and encodes 1266 amino acids. Lineage: Eukaryota; Metazoa; Arthropoda; Insecta; Hymenoptera; Formicidae. Gene Ontology annotation, molecular function: 3'-5' exonuclease activity; DNA-directed DNA polymerase activity; DNA binding.
UUAAAAACGGAGGCGCGUCUGUCGCUAUUGAUUUUCAAAUUGCGUGAUCGAGAGCGCACAGCGCAGUAUGGCGCAUUGUGGCGCAUCUCGUUUGAAGUGAGGUUACAUUCAGAACAGAAUGGCCAACCUGUGAAUUGCGUAAAAAGUGCAGCCAACUUUAGGAUUCAGAUGCGAAGUAUAUUUCAGUAUAUUUCGAGCGCACGUUAUUUGUUUAUCUCGUCAAAGUACAGUUUUAUAGCGUUCAUCGAGUUUUUGCGCUAAAGAAAUGCAUUUUGUUUAGUUCAACGCGGCCAGCUUCCGGCUGUCGAAGCACGUGUUUCGUUGUAGCCGUGAGGUAUUCGAAUGAGGCCGGUAAGAUGAGACUGAGGAUUCGCUUGCUUAACAUUUGCAUUCGGCAUAAAUGCACGGACGCGCAGAACGGCAUUCGGACUUUCAAGAAGACUCAGUGGAGGAGGGUGCGUUUGAAGAACGGCCGAGAUGUGGAACCUAACCAAGUGAGCCUAACCUCUAAGAGUGCCAAACCCGCCACGAGCUCUAUUUACAAUUCGCCUGUGAUACCUAUUAAUUUUGAGGCGGGCUUUCACAAGUUACUCACUAGGUCGGAAGGAGGAACACCGAGCGAGUCGAACGCUAAUAUACAGAUGUCGAAGAAGUCGACGCCAGAACAAGAUGUAAAUUCGGGUGAGGAUAUAAAAAUUCACGAUAUGGAUAAGCAAAUGGCUGAAUCGAGUCAGCAAUCAAGUGGAAGUGACACUCAAGAAUCAAGAAAAUUGAAAAAUAAUACAAAUGUUGAUUCGGAGAUGAAUCCAAGAAGAGAUAAUAUUAGAGUUAACGAAAUAAAUAUGCAAAUGUUGCCCAAAACAUUGCACCAUCAAUUGUUCAGAAAGGAUGAUAAAGAGGACUGUCUCUCUGAAGAGGAAAUAGAUAGCAUAAAGAAAAAUUUAGUCAAGUAUAGUAUAAACGUAGACGAUGCAACCAAAUUACCAGAGGUGAAUUUGAAGCUACCAGCUUUGGAAGGAGAAGAUAUAGAGGAGCAUUUUUAUAACAUUGGAAGAGCACAGACUAAGCCGUAUUUGCAGAUUAUAAAUGACAUUAUGAGGGACGUUCCCAAGAUACCAAAGCAAUGGCUUUUCAAAGAAGGAUGGACCAGAUAUGCAGUGGAUGGUACAAUAGAAAGCGUAGAUUAUCCACUGGAGGAUGGUGUAAUUUUUGACGUAGAAGUUUGCAUGAAACAGGGUCCCUUGCCUACCCUAGCCACUGCAGUCAGUAGUAAGGCCUGGUACAGCUGGGUCUCAAGUUCUUUGACACAAGGUAUCAAUCAGACGUUUGACACACAGUUAUUCACGCCGAAUAUGCUCGUUCCUAUGGAGAGUGGUAAGGAGGAACAUGGAUAUAGAUUGAAUCAGCACCAGAAAAAACCAAAGAUUAUUGUAGGUCACAAUGUGUCAUAUGACAGAAGUAGAAUCAAGGAGCAAUAUUGGUUGAAUUGCACAGGAACACGUUUUCUCGACACUAUGUCAUUACACGUGUGCGUCAGUGGUCUUAAUAGCUACCAAAGGUCGCUGUUGUUAUCCAAAAAAGCGAAUGCGGAGAAAGAAAUUUGGUUGCCCAACACUUCGUUAAACAGCUUGGUGGAAGUGCACAAGCUAUACUGUGGCUAUGAGAUAAGUAAGGAAGGGAGAGAUCUAUUUGUCAAAGGUACUAUCGAAGAUAUUAGAGAUAAUUUUGAUAUGUUGAUGUCUUACUGCGCCUCUGAUACGAUUGCCACUCACAAUAUAUUACGCAAUCUAUUCCCGCUCUUUCAAGAGAGAUUCCCUCAUCCAGUUACUUUGGCAGGAAUGUUGGAACUUGGCUCGGCGUAUUUGCCGGUGAAUUCUAAUUGGCAGAGAUACUUGGAGGAAUCAGAGUCGACCUUUGACGACUUGAACUACGAAGCAAAAUUUACUCUUGCCAAGAGAGCAGACGCCGUUUGCCAUCUUAUGCACGACGAGAAAUACAAGGAGGACUUGUGGAUGUGGGACCAAGAUUGGAGCAGGCAGGAAAUUAAAAUGAAAAGCAAAAUGUCGAAGGUAAAGCCUGUUGGCGUAGAGACAAAUGUAGCGGAAACAGUGAAAGAGUCAGAUACUAAAAAGUAUUUGUCAGAUGCUGAAGAGGAAGAAGAGGAUCAUCUGGCAAAGGAAUUUGCGUAUUUGGACCAAACCAGACAUUUAUUACCAGCUAGAAUGCCGCAUAUGCCGGGCUACCCAGCAUGGUACAGGAAACUCUGUCCUAAGCAGAGCGACGAGGACUGGACGGCAGGUCCGCAGAAUAUCAGCACUUCCAUGCAAGUGGUUCCCAAGCUACUGAAUCUAACAUGGGAGAAAUAUCCAUUGCAUUAUAUAAAAGAUCACGGUUGGGGGAUUUUAGUGCCUUACAAUGACGAUCUCGACAUAGAGACUAAAGUGCCGUUGAAGAAUCUUUUAGCGCAAUGUCCUUUGCCAGCGUCCAGCCAGUCCAGAGACAUCUCCGAUGACGCAAUGGCCACCUUAAGCACCGACGUACAGAACGAUCUUCAUAAGAUAGAAUUCUGGCGAUUUAAGAAGAAGCAGAACGAGUCAUACAAUGAAAUGUACAAGGGCACUGGCGUAUGGUGCAACGUCGACAUUGACAAUUGCUGCUACUUUUUCAAGCUGCCACACAAGGAUGGUGCCAACUACAACGUCGGCAAUCCUCUCGCUAAGGACUUCCUCAACAAGUUCUCCGAGAAUGUACUUGCCGGCUUGGACAUCAGCGCCGCGGAGGUGCUGAAGAUCGCCCGCAUGUUGUCUUACUGGCGGAACAAUCGCGAUCGAAUCAUGUCGCAGUUGGUGAUAUGGUUGGAUAACCACUCUCUGCCCGGCAUCGUCAAAAGAACGAAGCGACACACGCGUUACGGCGCGAUAAUACCUCAAGUAGUUGUUUCCGGUACUUUAACGCGUCGCGCAGUGGAACCUACAUGGAUGACAGCGUCAAACGCGCACGUCGAACGAAUCGGCUCAGAGCUCAGGUGCAUGAUACAAGCACCACCGGGAUACAACAUCGUCGGUGCCGACGUGGAUAGCCAGGAAUUGUGGAUCGCUUCAGUCAUCGGAGACGCGCAUUACAAGCGUAUCCACGGAGCCACGCCUUUCGGCUGGAUGACUCUCAUCGGCACCAAAUCCAACGGUACCGAUAUGCAUAGCGUCACUGCCAAGGCCAUCGGCAUCUCCCGCGACCACGCCAAGGUCAUUAACUAUGCUCGAAUCUACGGUGCUGGCCAAAAGUUCGCUGAACGACUGCUAAAGCAGUUCAACCCAUCCAUGACGGACGCCGAGGCCAUUUCUAAAUCACGCAAGAUGUUCGCUCUUACCAAGGGUAAAAAGAUAUAUCGAUUGAAAACUGAAUUUAUCAAUGAUGACUUGCAGAAUAUUUCCUACACAUCCUCUCAGGCAUAUCACAUAGCGAAGUUGCAUGGCAAAGGAUUACAAGACAUUUUCCAGAAGAGCGAGUGGAUAGACGGAUCAGAAUCAGCUAUGUUUAAUCGAUUAGAACAGAUCGCCGGAAGUGAACAUCCGAUUACUCCGUUCCUCAACGCUAGAUUGAGCCGUGCUCUGGAGAUCACUAAUACCGAUGAUGACGAUAAGUUCUUACCUACCAAAAUUAAUUGGGUGGUACAGAGUGGCGCAGUAGAUUUCCUUCACUUGAUGCUGGUCUCCAUGAGAUGGCUGAUGAAAGAUAAUGCCAGAUUCUGCCUAUCGUUUCACGAUGAAGUAAGAUAUCUGGUUCCGUCCAGAUACAAGUACAACGCUGCGCUGGCCAUGCACGUAACCAAUCUGAUGACAAGAGCGUUUUGUGCUUCUAGACUAGGCAUGAGAGAUCUGCCGAUGUCGGUGGCAUUCUUCGCCGCCGUUGAAGUCGAUACCGUCCUUCGCAAAGAGUCCAUUCAUGAUUGUAAAACCCCAUCGAAUCCUCACGGCUUGCAGAACGGAUAUGAAAUACCGCCCGGCGAGAGUUUAGACGUAUGGGCCGCUUUGGAAAAAUCCGGCGGCUCGCUAGGUUCUUGGCACAACGCGAAAAGUCGUAAAGUUAAAACAAACGCGGAUUCCACCGUUGAAAAGUCAUCGCGGCCUGUCAAUAAAUUAAAUAAACGGAAUUUAUAAAAUCAAUUUUGUAUUACGAUUUUCGGAAACGCAACAUUUGGUUUCGCCAUAUUCAAGUAAAGAAGAAUCAA